Molecule: messenger RNA, 2973 nt
Organism: Symbiodinium sp. CCMP2592
Lineage: Eukaryota; Dinophyceae; Suessiales; Symbiodiniaceae
Source: the annotation of a GenBank genome assembly
AUGGCCCGGAGCAAAUGGUCGCGCAAGCGACAUCAGAUGGCUUCCAAGCAUGAGCCAGAAGGAUACCAGGAGGAGAUUCUAGAUCCAGACGUCCUGCCGAGGAAGCUAGCGAUGUUGAUGACUUUGGUGUUUUUCAUGACAGCCAAAGGGAAGUUGAAAUCGACAUUUCAUCGGAAGCUGAGGAGCCGGCCGCAGCGAAGACCAUUGGACGAGCAAAGAAAGCAUAUGCGGUUGGAUGCUACAUCAGACUCAAACCAGAUGGCCAAGAAGUGGAGAGGAGAACUUUCAGAGGGACCUGAAGGGUUCUGCAUGGUUCGUUUUCCAUUUGAAAUGCCAUUCCAAUCGGAGGUGCCGAAUUUGUGGCUUGCUCAGAUUAAGGAAGGCCAAAAAGGCCCGAAACUGAAACGAGCUCGUGCGACGGCUACUGUCAAAGCGAAGGGCAAGUGCAAGGAGUCGUCCGCUUCGAUCCCAGAGCAGGCUGAAGAUACCGAAGCUGCUCCUGACGAGGAGUGUCCUGUGUCAGAAAAGCAUGCAAGCGAUUCGGGUCCUGAGGAAAAUUUCGAUCCGCCAGGGCCUGCACAUUCUGCAGCUAGUGAUGCACUCCUGUUCAAUGGCUAUGAUAUCACAGGAGUGCCAAAAGAGGCUCAGCCACCGGCCGAUGCUUCGGACAAGCACUCUUACACUGUUCGACUGCCGGACGGGGUCGCCAUUGACGUCCUUGUGAGGAACAGGGCUUUCUGGAUCAAGAAGCCAGUAGAAUGCCGAUCCCAGUACUCCUGGUCGUAUUACGACAAUUUAGCAGAUGCUUGGAGUCUGCCGGCAGCAGCUGCGACUUUCUCGGUGGAUCUGCAGGUCGAGGUGCGACGGCAGGUUUGGAUGCUAGAUCGCUGUUUGCAGGGCAUGCAGAUGUGCAGAAUCUCCUUGGUAGGAGCAGUCUCCUUGGUAGGAGCAGUCAGGCAUUCGCGCGAGGACGCACAAGCCCUCCAAGACGUCCGCCUUUGCCCGAAAUGCGGGACGAAGAGCUACCUUCGGAAAAAGACUUGCAUCAACAUUUUAUGCCAGUAUUAUUGGAUGAGGCAGUCUCCAAAUACGAACCUGUGGGCCAAGGGCCCACUUCAGUCUUCCUCGGCCAGCUCCAGGACGCAGCGGAGCUGGGACUGGUCGAGUUGGAAGAACUCUGGCAAUGCCGAUGCAGUUUAUCAACAUAAACUUCAGGUCGGCCUGGAAGAAAGUAUCAUGGAUGAGGAGACAGAGCAAGCAGAUGAGCCAAGUACGUUCAAUCCCCUUGGGGACGAGGACGUGCAAAUUCUGGCCGAGAGCUCUGGGCCCAUCAUCGAGGAGGUAUGUUCCAGCGAUGAAGAGGCGAAUAACUUCUUGUUCGGUUUGGAGAAGAAAAAGAAGGUAAGCUCGUAUGAAGAGUACGAACAGGCUCGCCAAGCAUGGGAAGCAGCUUCCAAGGAGCACAAGGCGGGGGCUGCUCUGAGGACAGCUAUAAAGGUUGAGAAGGAGCAAAGCUCUGGCAGCCCGGCAGCCCAAGCGGCCCUUGAAGAAUGCCAAAAGUUGGAGAGGAUUCAGAAAAAGGGCCCACCGGCUGCAGUGCAAAAGCGGCGCUUUCCUCCUGUGCCAGUGAAAGCCGAGCCGUUGCAGGAGGAGCCAGCUCCGAUGGACCGCGGUCAGGAUGCUUGGGAUUAUGGCGAUUCUGGCUAUGGCGGCUAUGGCCGUGGUUGGAAGCGCGGCGAUCGCAAGUAUCAGCAGUCGAGCUCCAGCUGGCAGAGGGGCCCGGAUCCUGGCCCAGAUCAGGCUGCCACGCAGAAGUACAGCGAUUACGAAGAGCGGAUGGAUCGACAAUCCCAGGCUUACUGGGGCACGAGUCGAUGGGAGCGAGAACAUCCCCCUGAGGAGCAACAGGCUUGGAAGAAGAGCAAGGGGAGGAAAAGAAAGAUGCGGCUCGCCAGCCAAAUUGAGACUCUCAAGCAAGAGGGGAGAUGGGUCGGAGGAGCUCCGUCGGAAUCCUCAAAGCGGCUUCGUUUGAUCCGCGAGGCCUGGGCUAAAUUCUGUGAUAUCAGGGCCGGGGCGAAGCAGAUUGCAGGCCAAGGAGCCCGUCAGGGGGACGGUGGUGCAGCUGAGGAGCCAGCUGCAGUGGAUGCGGGUCCUGACGAGGCUCAGGAGGAGCCCGGCUUGGUGGAUACCUGGGAGAGCUUCCAAUCCAUGGUGCAAGGCGCCGAAACCAUUGAGCACGUGAUUGGUUUGGAUGAAGCUUACAAACGCUUGAAGAAUAAUCAAGCGGAAACACAGGCAGAGCAGGCGGCUGCAGAUGAGUCGCCAGCUGGUGUGCAUCACGUAGAUAUGAAGAAGGAUCUGCUGGAAGAGCUGAUGUCCGAAGCCGAAAAGCGGUACGGCUAUGAGAGAUCGACGAAAAUUCACCCCAAGUUCGAGGUGCUCAGCAAGUACUUCUACAUGCACUCGAGAGGCCAGGUGGCCCGCCAGGCCACGAAGACGGAGGAGUCCCUGGGAAGCCAUUGUUCCGGCAUGAAGAACUUGCAGUUGAAGGACAAGAGGUCCCUCGACAUCAUGUUGGGCAAGAGUGCGGCAAGCGCCAGUUCCAAGGAUCCGGCUUUGCAGCCGAGCGAGAGCCAUACCCUGGCGAAAGAUCUUUUGAAGAAGAUCGUGGCCGAGAAGAAAAAGCUGACCCAAAACAACGAGGAGCUCAAGUCUUUGAAGACCAAGAUUUCCACGAAGUACAGCGGGGACAAGACAUGGGACAAUCGCAAGGACGACGUCGAUCACGCCAUCGCAGCUCUCGAGGACUUCUUGGGUGUUCUUUGCCAGCACGAGGCCGAGAAUGUGCCGGCGGAUGUUACUUCCGAUUGCACCGAGCUUGUGGCCACCUUUCACACUGUCGUCGACCAGGCUGCCAACCACGACAAAGGCAGCAAGGCCUUGCUCAAGAAAGUCAAUGGCCUGAUGGAGUGA